UUUUUUGUUUUUUUUUUUUUUUUUGUUCCUGGCCUUCUGCCAGAGGCUGAUACUGCGAUUUUAGCUGGCUUAGAGCAUCCGCCACGCCUGCAUUACAAAUUACGCUCCUUUGAAGUUGCCGUUAUCAAUCGUGAGGGCUGGAGGCUGCGCACUGCCGAGGCUGGAGGGUCAGAGAAGCAGCCCCGAGCCCCCCCGGGAGACCAGCCACCAACCCUCCGCCAGCACCGGCCCGGCUGCGCAUCGCUCUGCCCACCAGCGGGACAGCAAGGGAGGGCCGCGCCGUGCAAAACUGCCCAGCCGCGGCCACCGCGGCCACCACUCCCCGCGCCGGGACCAAUGGGAUCCUGCCCGGCCCACACGCUGCUCCCAGCCAGCCCGUAAAUAGAGGCAGGAGCGGGGCCGCACGCAGAGCAGCGAGUCCAGCUCUCCGGGAGAUGCUGGGCAGGAAGGAACCGGCCACCGCACGGGGGUCGCCUGGGUCCAAAGCUGCUGUUGCUGCUCCUCCGCCCUGGGCUGUGGGCCAUCGCGGGGUGAUGCACCGCGGCAGUGCUCAACCAUGAGCCGAGUGCUCAGAAACUUUGCACUCCUGAGCUGUGCAGCUCCUGGAGGCAGGGAGGCUUUUGCAGCCCCCUGCAAACUGCCCCAACACGCUGGAGCAUCGCAGCCCGGAGCGGUGGCCCUGCUGCUCCUCUGAUGCCUGACGCCAGCACUCAUCCAGCCCUCUGCGCCCAGGUGCCGGGCAGCACGCAGCCAGCCGGAGCACAGGUACACGGCAGCACUGCAUGAGCCGCGGGAAAGCUGGGCAGGGCGAUGCUGCCCUUUAACUCUUUUCAAGCCCCACUGCUGGAAGCGGGGUCCUUGCCCUGCUGCAGAGCGGCAUCUGUGAGCGCUUGGUAGAGUCCUCCCCUCCCCGACAGCACAGGGGGAUCCCAGGGGGAGCAGAGUAUAUUUUCUCUAUUUAUUUUCUCCAGCGAGUCUUUGUCCAGCCUGCAUUUGCCUCUGUGGCAGCUCAGCCCCUGCUGCUGGCCUGCCCUGCGCAAUGGCUGUGUGGGCGCCUGGGGACCCUCUCUGGAAGUGGCUGGCAAAGCUGCUGCUGCUCCUCGAGCUGUGCGCUCGUGGCCGUGCUGUCCGUACGUCGCCCACGCCCCGCGGAUGCCCAGCUGUUUGCAUCUGCACGGCCGACCUCCUGAGCUGCAGCCGGCAGCUGCUGCAGCAGGUCCCCCACGCGCUGCCCCGCACCGCGACCACGCUGGAUCUCAGCCACAACGCCCUCACCCAGCUCCGCGACCGCUGGCUGGCUGCCCUCCCGCACCUCGAGGCCCUCCACAUGAGCCACAACCAGAUUAAAGACCUUUCUCCGCAGGCCUUCCACAAUGCCUCCCGUCUGCAGCACCUUGACAUGUCCUCCAACCGCCUGCAUGCCGUCAAGACGCACUACUUUGAUGCGCUGGUGAGCUUAGAAGAGCUUCUGCUCUACAACAACUGGAUUACUCGAGUAGACGAAAAUGCCUUUGCCAAGCUAAGCAGCUUGCGGAAAGUUUACCUGAGCUGGAAUAACCUCACCAAUUUCCCCUUCCGCUCAGUGCAAGGUCUCGGCAGCUACAGCCUCCGCAUUCUGGACCUCUCCUCCAACAACCUCAGCAGCAUCCCUGUGGAGGAGCUGGCAGUGUUGCCCGAAAACAUCAGGAAUGGCCUGUACCUGCACAACAACCCCAUGACGUGCAGCUGUGCGCUUUACCUGAUGCUCCAGAGGUGGAAGCAGCAAGGUUUCAGCUCUGUGCGGGAUUUCUUUGAGGAACACACUUGCAAGGUUUCCAAUGAUGUGCCCCGAUCCCUGAUUAAGUUCCUCAAAUACAGCCAGAUGUUUGAGAACUGCUCAGCGAGCCCCGAAGACGUGCACCCCCAGCCUUUCCCAGCGCUUGUGGGCCAGACCCUCCUGAUCACCUGCAACACCACCCUGCCGGCCGCGGCCACCAUCUACAUGUGGAUCUCCCCUUACCACGAGCCCAUCAAACACCCUGGCAACAGCAACCGCUCCUUGGAGGUCUAUCGCAAUGGCAGCCUAAAGAUCACAGAGGCCAAGCCCUGGCACUCAGGGGUUUAUGUGUGCCUGGCCAUCAUCAGCCCCCAAAAUUUCAGCAGGAUGUGUGAAGUCAAUGUGACUGUCCACUACCCCAAGCCAGAUGUGGAGACCUUCAGCACUGGCCUCACGACCCUCCUGGGGUGCAUAGCCAGUCUGCUGCUUGUUCUUAUUUACUUGUACCUCACGCCGUGCCGCUGCCUGAGAUGCUGCAAGAAAGCAGCUCCUCUCAGCCCUCGCCAGGAGUGCAGCGCCCAGUCCUCCAUCCUCAGCACCACUCCGCCAGCCACGGAUGGGCCGAACCGCAAGGUCAGCGCCAACAAGCACGUGGUCUUCCUUGAGCCCAUCAGGGAGACGCAGAACGGCAAGAUUCGUCUGGCCCUCAGCGAAGAUUUCCCCGACGCCAAGCACCCCAAGGUGCUGCAGCUCAAGUCAGACUCGGAGUCCAUCAGCUCCGUCUUCUCAGACACCCCCAUCGUGUCGUAGCACAGGGCAGAGCUGAGAUGAGAGCUGGAGCCUCCCGAGAGCUGGAUCUGCCUAGAAGAGCUGUGUUUUCUUCCACGGCUGCUAAAAGGAGGAUUAUUAGGCACCCCUAAUUCCUCACUUGACUGCUACCCAUGAGAGCUAACCUGCAUCACCCAUGACUGCUUCAUCGACGAGCCCCGCGUGCACUUUGGGCCCAGUGGGCACAUUGGUGCCCAGCAAGAGCUCCUUGUAUAAGUCAUCGUCAACAGCUUCUUUAGGGCGAAUGGCAACGCUAACUAACCCAGCACUUCUGAAGCAAGCCCCCCCCCACCCCCCCCACCCGCUUUGUUCGGGUAGUUGAACUUUAACAGUGACACGGAGGCUGGCUGGCUGCCACAUCCUCGGGUAAACAAAACCCAACCCAAGUGCCACCACCACGGACC
Messenger RNA from Dromaius novaehollandiae (emu), 2988 nucleotides. It is a transcript of the gene AMIGO3, whose product is annotated as adhesion molecule with Ig like domain 3. Gene Ontology annotation, biological process: brain development. Gene Ontology annotation, cellular component: membrane. The coding region runs from base 1040 to 2566 and encodes 508 amino acids. The transcript has a single exon. Gene Ontology annotation, molecular function: protein binding. NCBI's taxonomy places the organism in Eukaryota, Metazoa, Chordata, Aves, Casuariiformes, Dromaiidae. The record is from RefSeq and is a predicted model, not a curated record.